CAAAGAAUACCUUUCACAUCUCUAAAAAAAAUGUUUGGGGAAAUGUAAACAAUUUCAAACAUUUAAGUUGCGAAUUUUUGAAUCUGGUUAUAUAUACCCAAAUACACCCAGUUAUGGAGUCGUCAUUAUGCAGGGUUUGCCUGGAAAAUGGCGGCGACAUGGUCAACAUAUUUGAAGAGCCGCAUGCAAUUGGAGUUUCCAUUGCAAUCAUGAUAUCAGAGUGCACCGGCUUCAAAGUUGAGAGAGGCGAGCUAGGUUCCCCAAUGAUUUGUCCUUCCUGUCUAAAAGAUGCGCGAAAUGCAUCAGAGAUAAAGCAUAUUUACGAGAGGAGCACCCUGCUUUACUGCCAGUUAAAAAUGAGUAGAGCUCCCCCAAAAGAUAACCUAUCAAAAAGCGAAGGAGGAGCUCGACUGACUGUCUCUCCAGUUAAGGAUGAAGUGGCCGAAGAUAUGCAUGUGGUGGGGGAACCAUGUAUAUCCCAGUGCCAAGUAAAGAACGAACCACUUGAAGAAGACGUGUUUGAAGAAGAGCAUGUUCCCAUUUUAGAAUGCGGCAUAAAGAUGGAAGUGGCGGAAGAGAGUUUGCAGGUUGACGGUAUUGGAAAUAGCAAGGCUAACUCGAACCGUGAAUAUAAGUGCCGAUAUUGCCCCAGAACUUUUGCUUCUAAGGCAGUUGUCAAGCGUCACCUGCGAGUGCAUUCAGUUAAUCGAAAACGUCAGUGUCCUCACUGUCUGAAGUACUUUGUUGGGGUCCCAAGUCUUAACACACACUUGCUUCUCCACACAGAUCGUCCAGUUUUCAAAUGUUCCCAAUGUCCAAGAAGUUAUUUUAAGAAGGCACGUCUUGAUCACCAUUUGCAAGUACACGCAAGAUCGUUCAACUGCUCUCACUGUACAAAGAAGUUUACGAAGGACUCGACUCUUCAAAAGCAUUUAAAAGUUCACUCGGGAGAGCGCCAAAGUAAAUCGCUUCGGGAUCAUCUAAAAAAGCACUUAACCCACUCCUCAAAGACUUGUUUAAAACGGGCUGCUCUCAAGAUAUGCCUGCGAAGUACCGCACCAGAGAGACCGUUUGUGUGUACUCAGUGCUCAAAAGCCUAUACAAAUAAAUAUUAUUUCAAGGCACACCUUCAACUACAUAGAGGAGAAAGUCCGUUUAAGUGUUCCCAUUGCUCGAAGAGUUUUGUAACACUUUCGAACUUGCAGAUUCACUUCCGAACACACACCGGCGAAAAACCGUUCAAGUGUUCCCACUGCUCAAAGAGUUUUAGCCAGACAGCGAGUCUUAAGGUACACAUACGAACCCACACGGGAGAAAAGCCGUUCAAAUGUAACCACUGCUCAAAGACUUUUGCAAGUCUUUCAGGUCUUAACUUACACAUGCAAACGGUCACAGGCGAAAAACCGUUCAAGUGUUCCCACUGCUCAAAGGGUUUUAGCCAGAAAGCGAAUCUCAAGAUACACAUACGAAUCCAUACAGGUGAAAAGCCGUUCAAAUGUAAUCACUGCUCAAAGGCUUUUGUAUGUCAAUCAAGUCUUAUUCAACACAAUCGAACGCAUACAAAGAGUCUUACCCAGACCACAGCAGUUAAGAAACACAAUUAGAGUCACGAAGAAAAAUGAUGCAUUUAAAUUUUAAAUCGUGCUGUGAUUUAUAUGACUUGUGUAUGAAGAUUAAAGAACCACUUUUUACAAAUAAACUGUUGCUAUUGUUUUUGAAAUAAAAAUAACUCUAAAUCUAACACCUUUUGGUUUUCAUUAAAUAUUGUUUGCAAAGUCGUUCAGUUAAAGGCUACCAUUUAGCUUACAAGCUGUAGCUAAGUUAAAAUGUACCUGUAAAUUUUACAUUAUAACAAUAUAAAUAAUAAUAAUACUACCUCUGAA
This is a messenger RNA of Drosophila suzukii, 1883 nucleotides long. Lineage: Eukaryota; Metazoa; Arthropoda; Insecta; Diptera; Drosophilidae. The record is from RefSeq and is a predicted model, not a curated record.